UCCUCGUCCUCUUCCUCCUUCCUCCUUCCUCCUUCCUCCUCCUCCCUCCUUCCUCCUCCUUUGGAAAGAGUGUUCUUUCUUGAGAGAGAUAUCAGUCCCAAAGAAGCCAUAGUCACCACCCAUCAAUAUAUUAUUAGUGCUUCCCUCUUCGAACUGAUCUCUUUCGAGGAGGAGACGGCAACCCGUUAUUCAUGUGCAAGAACAUCAAGAACAUAAAGGAGAAGAGAGAAAGGGAAAGAUAGGGACAACGAGGAGACAGAAAGUGAAGGGUUUCAAUUCAUUUCAAGAAGGAUUUCCAAGCAGUACAAGAAGAAGAUAAGAGAAAGAGAUAUUAUGAAGGGGGCUAUGCUGGGGUGCUGAAAAGCAAAGGAUAAAAAAGAGAUGAAACUAACAUGGGAAUAGCGACGCACCCGCCUAGCCUGCUUGCGCCGACAGUUUCCGCUCACUCACGGAGUACUCAAGUUCCAGCUGCACCACUAAACGAGCUGAACUCGACUACUUCUAUGUCACAGAGCCACCGCCCAGGCAUCUUUGGCUUCUCGAAUGGGUUGAGACCAGAACCUACCACGGCGCAUCAGAUCGGAGGGGAAAAGUUGAGAGAGCAGGCCUUCGAGCCGCCACCCUCAGUACCACUGGUUGGCAUAGGCCAAGACGGACCUUGUGGGCCCCCGGAGUAUGAGGCAACCGGGAUGUUAUCGGAGAUGUUAAGCUUUCCUAUUUCGGGCACCAGAGCCGCCACCAGCGACCUGCCAGAGCACGCAGUUCUGCCAAGUUAUAGGGUGGGCCACAUCCCAGCACCACCACGGCUGGAGGGGGAGAUGGCUGGCGAGUUAUGGUACGGAAGUAGACAGAGUGGUAGCGGUAGCGGUUCUAGCAGUUUUUUGCCACCGGUGCAGUUCCCCACCUGGCUUCAUGAGAGUAGCCACAACCUGAAUCAAGAGAACUACCAAGGGCUUUCUUUAUCCCUCUCCUCUUCAUUAAAUCACUUGGAAGUCCCAAAGGUAGAGGAACAACUAAGGAUCAACAACAUAGGAGAUGGCGGGCUUAUGUUUUACAACAAUAACCAAUACGCGUAUAAAUCACAUUUGGGUGUUGGACCUGGGCUUUUCGGGCCGUCUUCUUCUACGAAUUCAACUUCUACGCAGGGAGUCAUGAAUGCUUUGAGGAAUUCUAGGUAUGCGAGGGCUGCUCAAGAGCUGUUGGAAGAGUUUUGCAGUGUUAGCAAUGGCAAUGGGAGGGCUCAGAUCAAGAGGAACAAAUUCGGCAACACCAACUCAAAUCCUAGUUUAAUGAAUUCAUCAGCAAGUGGCGGCGGCCUCGCCGCCGGCUCAUCGUCCACAUCAUCAAAGGAUCUUCCACCUUUAUCCGCCCCGGACCGAGCAGAACAGCAACGAAGGAAGGCCAGGCUUUUGUCCAUGCUUGAUGAGGUGGAAAGACGAUACAACCAUUAUUGUGAGCAAAUGCAGAUGGUGGUGAACUCAUUCGACACGGUGAUGGGGUAUGGAGCAGCCGUACCAUACACAACCCUUGCCCAGAAGGCAAUGUCUCGGCACUUCAGGUGUCUAAAGGAUGCAAUUGCUACAGAGCUAAAGAGCACCUGCGAGCGGCUCGGGGAGAAGGAUGCUUCUGGUAGCUCGGGAAUAACCAAGGGAGAGACUCCGCGGCUGAAGAUGCUAGAGCAAAGCUUGAGGCAGCAACGGGCAUUCCACCAACUAGGCAUGAUGGAUCAAGAAGCUUGGAGACCUCAACGGGGCUUGCCGGAACGCUCAGUCAAUAUACUGAGAUCCUGGCUUUUCGAGCACUUUCUGCAUCCGUAUCCGAGCGAUGCUGACAAGCUCCUCUUAUCUCGACAGACUGGUCUAUCCAGAAAUCAGGUAUCAAACUGGUUCAUAAACGCCAGGGUCCGGCUAUGGAAGCCCAUGGUGGAAGAGAUGUACCAGCAAGACUUCAAAGAAGCCAAUGCAGAAGGUGAAACAGAAAAAGCCGAAGAAGCAGUCGAAGCCGAAGCACGAGCAGCAGUCGGUGAAAAUGACCCUACCUUCCCAGUAUUCAAUACUGCCCACCGAAACUACUCAGAAACCCAACCGAGCCACCUAGCUACCACUGGCAGCACUCCCACCCCUGCCACUGCCGCCCGUACAGCGGCAAUGGCUCAUGGGCACUAUGGGGCAAGCGCCACCACUCCCGGUUUUAUGGAGUCAGCAUCUACUUCCUCCAACCUGCUGAGGUCCACCGCCAGCGGGGACGUGUCGCUCACUCUAGGGCUUCAUCAGGGCAGCGGAAACGGUAACAAUAUGGUGGCAGAGAAGGCUCAUUUUCCGGUUAGAGAUUUCGGGGGAUUGUAUAAUUAGUAUUGCUUACUGAAAAGUGAAACCGGAGGAUAAAAUGUAUCCUAAAACUGCACCUUUUUUUUUUUGGUGAUAUAUGGAAUGGUAUAGAUUGAAAGAUAAAGACCGAUUAGCAUUUUAGCUAGAUAGUUAUAAAUAACUGUCUGUACGUACAUGCAUCAAUUUUUUUUUUUUAUGUAACUUGUAUAUUUAAAGUAAUUGAUCCGACUAAGUUCCAUUAA
Messenger RNA from Punica granatum (pomegranate), 2569 nucleotides. The record is from RefSeq and is a predicted model, not a curated record. NCBI's taxonomy places the organism in Eukaryota, Viridiplantae, Streptophyta, Magnoliopsida, Myrtales, Lythraceae.